This is a messenger RNA of Opisthocomus hoazin, 624 nucleotides long. NCBI's taxonomy places the organism in Eukaryota, Metazoa, Chordata, Aves, Opisthocomiformes, Opisthocomidae. The record is from RefSeq and is a predicted model, not a curated record.
AUGCAGGGAUCACCCAGGACAUCUACUCCAUUUGGUACAGCGCAUGGCAGAGAGGAAAGAGUGUCUAAUGAUGUGGAAAACUAUUACAGACCUUCAAUGCUUGAGGACCCAUGGGCUGGCCUAGAGCCAGUUUCUGUUACAGACAUAAACCAACAAUACAGCAGUGAGCAAACAACAUAUACUGGUAAAAAAGGGAGAUAUUUCAGCUAACACUUUUAAAGGCCAAAUAACUCCACCUUGUCAGGAAAACUUUGGGACAAAAUCCUGACACUUACACAAGAUGAACAGUAAUCAAGACCUUAGAUAAUGCUUUUAUUUGAUCACAUGUCCACCCUUUUAUCCUACGUUUUUUUUAUUGCAUUGGAUAUUUUUAUGUAUGGGAGGGAAAAGGAGUGGUAGGAAAGCGUACAUUUCUGGCUAUGUGGAAGUGCCUACCAGCUUUGAAGAACAAAGUGUUCUUUAAUCACCAGCGACUGAUGUGUGACUGUUAAAACAGGUUUCCAUAUAUUUACCUCUUCCAUGCCAGAUUGUUAGCCUUUUAUUGUAAACGCCUUUAGGAAAUGGUAUUUUUUUAUGUUUCAACAUUUUUAGAAUGAAGUAACUUGGAAAUAAAAGUUUUGUAAA